Messenger RNA from Urocitellus parryii (Arctic ground squirrel), 1599 nucleotides. RefSeq names its product cholinergic receptor muscarinic 5 (gene Chrm5). Gene Ontology annotation, molecular function: G protein-coupled acetylcholine receptor activity; G protein-coupled serotonin receptor activity. The record is from RefSeq and is a predicted model, not a curated record. Gene Ontology annotation, biological process: gastric acid secretion; G protein-coupled receptor signaling pathway, coupled to cyclic nucleotide second messenger; chemical synaptic transmission. Lineage: Eukaryota; Metazoa; Chordata; Mammalia; Rodentia; Sciuridae. Gene Ontology annotation, cellular component: dendrite; plasma membrane; synapse.
AUGGAAGGUGAAUCAUACUUCAAUGCAACCAUGGUUAACAGCACCCUGGUAAAUCACCAGCCUUUGGAGCGCCAUGAACUAUGGGAAGUUAUUACUAUCGCAGCUGUGACUGCUGUGGUCAGCCUAGUCACCAUCGUGGGCAAUGUCUUGGUCAUUAUCUCCUUCAAAAUCAACAGUCAGCUCAAGACAGUUAACAAUUACUACCUGCUGAGCCUAGCCUGUGCAGAUCUCAUCAUUGGGGUCUUCUCCAUGAACCUCUAUACCACCUACAUCCUCAUGGGACGCUGGGCUCUUGGGAGUCUGGCUUGUGACCUUUGGCUUGCACUGGACUAUGUGGCCAGCAAUGCUUCUGUCAUGAACCUUCUGGUGAUCAGUUUUGACCGUUACUUUUCCAUCACAAGACCCCUGACGUAUCGGGCCAAGCGUACCCCAAAGCGGGCUGGCAUCAUGAUUGGCUUGGCCUGGCUGAUCUCCUUCAUCCUCUGGGCCCCAGCCAUUCUCUGCUGGCAGUACUUGGUUGGGAAGCGGACAGUACCACCAGAUGAGUGCCAGAUUCAGUUCCUCUCUGAGCCCACCAUCACUUUUGGCACGGCCAUUGCUGCCUUCUACAUCCCUGUUUCCGUCAUGACUAUCCUCUACUGCCGAAUCUACCGGGAAACAGAGAAGCGAACCAAGGACCUGGCUGACCUCCAGGGUUCUGACUCUGUGGCUGAAGCCGGGAAGAGAAAGCCAGCUCAUAGGGCUCUGCUCAGGUCCUGCCUUACCUGCCCUCAACCUACACUGGCACAGAGGGAAAGGAACCAGGCCUCCUGGUCAUCCUCUCGCAGGAGCACUUCCACCACUGGAAAGCCAUCCCAAGCCACUGACCCAACCACUGACUGGACCAAAGCUGAACAGCUCACUACCUGCAGCAGCUACCCCUCCUCAGAGGAUGAGGACAAGGCCACCACUGACCCUGUCUUCCAAGUGGUCUACAAGAGUCAGGAGAAGGAAAGCCCAAAGGAAGAAUUCAGUGCUGGAGAGACAAAGGAGACUUUUGUGAAAGCUCAAACUGAAAAAAAUGACUGUGACACCCCAAAAUACUUCCUGUCCCCAGCAGCUGCUAAUAAACUCAAGAGUCAAAAAUGCGUGGCCUAUAAGUUCCGAUUGGUGGUAAAAGCUGAUGGGACCCAAGAGGCCAACAACGGCUGUCGCAAGGUGAAAAUCAUGCCUUGCUCCUUCCCAAUGUCCAAGGACCCUUCAACGAAAGGCCUUGAUCCCAAUCUCAGCCAUCAAAUGACCAAACGAAAGAGAAUGGUCCUUGUCAAAGAGAGGAAAGCAGCCCAGACCUUGAGUGCCAUUCUCCUGGCCUUUAUCAUCACAUGGACUCCUUAUAACAUCAUGGUCCUGGUGUCCACCUUCUGUGACAAGUGUGUCCCUGUCACCCUGUGGCACUUGGGCUAUUGGUUGUGCUAUGUUAAUAGCACCGUCAACCCCAUCUGCUACGCCCUCUGCAACAGAACCUUCAGGAAGACCUUUAAGAUGCUGCUUCUCUGCCGAUGGAAAAAGAAAAAAAUGGAAGAGAAAUUGUACUGGCAGGGGAACAGCAAGCUACCCUGA